Molecule: messenger RNA, 736 nt
Organism: Arachis ipaensis
Lineage: Eukaryota; Viridiplantae; Streptophyta; Magnoliopsida; Fabales; Fabaceae
Source: RefSeq, a predicted model, not a curated record
AAAUGAAGCAUGGAACGCACUAGCAUUCGCGUCAAUACACCUUUAAGGCUUUAACUAUGAUAUGAUUUUUUCCCCUUGACUUUGACUUGUUCUGGACAUAAUUUUCUGCAUCAUGACAACAUUCUCCAACAAAAAUCUAUUUUGGACUUUUCUCAAGGAACAAUAGUCCAUCUUAGCAGUAAACUACAUAGUACUAGUUUUGAUCAUCAUCAUCACCAUGUUCUAACUUCUAAGUUCUAUCAUUUUUCUAUGAGAAGCACAUAUCAGCUAUGAUCUGCAAAACCAGUUGAAAAUUUGAAGAGCAAAUACAUGAAUUCCAAUAUGGAGGAAACUACUACUCUUCCUCUGAAUAUCUCCCAUGUCAACAAGCCUAUGAUCUUCACCAAUAGGCUACACAUGCUUCUCCACUCUAUUGCUUUGUGCUUCUUAUUCUAUUACAGACUCUGUUACUUCUUUCAACCUAGAGCAACACCACCAUUAUUGUUACCCUGGAUUCUUGUAUUUUUAUCUGAGAUCAUUCUUUCCUUCAUUUGGAUACUAGGCCAAGCAUAUAGAUGGAACCCAAUUUCAAGAACUGUGUUCCCUCAAAGGCUACCUGAAGAUCAAAAGCUUCCUCAUAUUGAUGUGUUCAUAUGCACUGCAGAUCCUACUAAGGAGCCUACUAUUGAUGUCAUGAACACUUUGUUAUCAGCCAUGGCACUUGAUUACCCUCCACAUAAGCUUCAUCUGUAUGUUU